Messenger RNA from Tinamus guttatus (white-throated tinamou), 567 nucleotides. RefSeq names its product guanylyl cyclase-activating protein 1-like. The record is from RefSeq and is a predicted model, not a curated record. NCBI's taxonomy places the organism in Eukaryota, Metazoa, Chordata, Aves, Tinamiformes, Tinamidae. Gene Ontology annotation, molecular function: calcium ion binding.
AUGGGGAAUAACAGCAGCUCCACAGUGGACGAUUUGCAGACUAUUGAGAUCCACCACUGGUACAAAAAAUUCAUGACGGAAUGCCCUUCUGGACAGCUGACUGAACAUGAAUUUAAACAGUUCUUUGGGCUUCGAGGGCUGGAUCCAGAGGCCAAUGAGUACAUUGAGCAGAUGUUCCGCACAUUUGAUAUGAAUAAGGAUGGAUACAUUGACUUCAUGGAAUAUGUGGCUGCCCUCAGCCUUGUUCUCCGUGGGAAGAUGGAACAGAAAUUGCGGUGGUAUUUCAAACUCUAUGAUGUAGAUGGCAAUGGCUGCAUUGAUCGUCAUGAAUUACUCAACAUCAUUAAGGCUAUUCGAGCUAUUAAUGGUGGUGAGCAUGAAACAAGUGCAGAAGAGUUCACCAAUCGAGUUUUUAAUAAAAUUGAUGUGAAUGGAGACGGUGAACUUUCACUGGAUGAAUUUGUGGAAGGAGCCAGGAAAGAUGAGGAGUUCAUGGAGGUUAUGAUGAAAAGUCUGGACCUGUCUCAUAUUGUGGCCAUGAUCAACAACCGGCGGCACAGCGUAUAA